Molecule: messenger RNA, 279 nt
Organism: Pseudozyma hubeiensis SY62
Lineage: Eukaryota; Fungi; Basidiomycota; Ustilaginomycetes; Ustilaginales; Ustilaginaceae
Product: nitronate monooxygenase
Exons: 2
Coding region: 1-279 (92 amino acids)
Source: RefSeq, a predicted model, not a curated record
AUGGAAGUCGUCCGACUCGAGAACCGUCCCGAAGGAGCCAAGUUCGAGGAGGUCCGCGAUCUUGUCUCUGGUGCACGAGGCAAGACCGUUUACGAGACGGGUGAUAUCGACGCCGGUAUCUGGUCCGCUGGUAUCACUAUCGGUCUCAUCCACGAUAUUCCUUCUUGCAAGGAUCUUUGCGCCAACAUCGAGCGUGAUGCCGAACAGCACAUUAACAGGUUGAGCACGCUGGUGGCUCAAAAGGGCAGCAGCUCGGCUGGUCGACCUUCGAAACUUUAA